CUGUAGUCGUGAGCGGAGGCUCCAACGGCUACCGGUUUCCGGUUUCGCGCUCCGGAAGUGACGCAAACGGGCCGCGCCGCCCCUCCGAGCGCAGAGUCAGGGUCGCGAUGAGCCGUGUCUGGCGUGCGCCGGCCACCGGGGCUGUCCGGGCGCUGAGGUUCGUGCGCGGGGCUUCCCGACACCUGCAGCCGCCGCCGGGUGUCCGGGCUCAGGGCCAGCCCGCGGCCGAGGCUGAGGAAGAGGACGACCCUAACCGUCCCAUUCAGUUUUCCUCCAGCAAAGCCAGCCCGUCCCGCUGGAAAGUGCAGCACUCCCUGGGAGGGGAGCAGCAACGGCCCUGGUGGAGGGUGCUGCCCUUCAGCCUCUCGCUCAUGGCUCUGGUGGCCUGGUGCUUCUUCAGGCAGGAGACCAGCACGGACCGGUGGUUGAAACAGGUGUUGGGAGAAGAGGAGCCGGAGCCCGGCGAUCGUUCUCGGGAGCCUGGAGCUCCGACCGUCCACCAGGCGAGAACGUAGCGGGGUGCCGGCGGGGGCUAGCAGCGAGGAGACAGGCAGCCGCCCUUGGGCUUCUGACAUCGCGUUUGACCGUUUCUGCCUUGGUUACGCGCGUCCCCAGAGUGAAGGACUUGGCACAGCUGGCCACACCGACCCGCGUGAGGGCAGAGCAGAGUGUCCACAGAACGGAACCGGCUCUUCGCCUGAUACUUGCUGCCCAACGGAUACGCCCCCGAGACGUUGCUCUUUCCGACCCGUGGAAAGGGUUUUGGUUGCACUAUGUACCGUUGGAUUUGGGAUGUGUCUUUCUCCAACGCGAUCAUGUUUCCAAAGCAAUUCUGGUGACACUGGCAGUCCAGCGUAACCCAGUCUGCAGGUCGUUUGCUUUCUGAGACAGAAUAACUGGGAGAAGAGUGAAACUUUUUGUUUUUUAACCUACCGUGCUGUGUAGAAAUAGAUGUUAGUUUGACAAACUGACAAUUUUAAUUUGGUGAUGUGGAAUUAAGACAACCCCCUCCCUUUUUUGCAUCUCAUUAAAAAAAAAAAAAGGCCGGGGGGGGGGGGGUGGCGGGUGCCUUUUAGUCCUCUCCAGUUCCUUUGUUUUUCUGUUUUUCCAGAAUAGGAAGUGAGGAAAGAAACCUAAAUGUAAAUUGUGGGAUUUACAAAAGAUACCGGAAAUAAUGAACUUUCUCGGCUUUACAAAGUCUUAUUUUUAGCAAGGCAACAACUUUCUGAGAAUAAAACUGGGCAGCAUU
Felis catus (domestic cat) is the source of this 1249-nucleotide messenger RNA. It is a transcript of the gene UQCC4, whose product is annotated as chromosome E3 C16orf91 homolog. The transcript is spliced from 2 exons. NCBI's taxonomy places the organism in Eukaryota, Metazoa, Chordata, Mammalia, Carnivora, Felidae. Bases 108 to 515 code for a protein of 135 amino acids. The record is from RefSeq and is a predicted model, not a curated record.